AUGGCCAUCGUCAACGUGCUCCUGUCGACUUUCGAAGGUGGUAGUCAGUUGCGUGCAGCUGGAGGGCGCAUGACAUCGUCGCGCAAAAGGAAGCAGAAUGCGGAACUAGCUACAGGCAGUGCACGGAACCUUGACGGGCGACGUCUAAGAACGAUAACAGAAGCCAAAAAUCUAGCCACUUACCUCGCGACGAAGCCAGACAUGGAUCGAAAAGAGAAAGAGGAGAGGAGAAAGCGCUGGGAGGCUGUCGUUGACUUAGCCGAGCAACGAGAGGCCGAUAUGAGAGCCGGCAAGACUGUUGAUGGGCGGCGCAAGGGCUUGAGCAGUGAGUGGAUGGAAGAGAAGGAAGAAGUUGGUGAAAAUGUCAAGAAUGCUGUCAAAUUAGCCAUGGCUGCUAACGAAACGGACCAGGGCAAGGCGGACGAUGGAAGCAGUGGUGCAUCCGCUUCCGAUAGUGCUGAUAAUGGUGAUAGCGACAUUGAAGACCCAAUGGAACUCGAUGAGUCAGACAUGGCACGGCUGACGACUGAAGCAGAAGCUGGCGAUGCCGACGCGAUGUGGGUGCUCGAGAACAAAAUUAAGAUACCUCGCGAUUUGUUGCCAAAACCAAAGAGAACAGCACCUCGUUUCGCUGGCUUCGAUGACGACGAUUCAUCGGGAAGUGAGAGUGAUGAAGGUGUAGCAACAAGCUCCAACACGACAGCAAAGCCGACGGCAGUUGCAGAUGUCUGA
Lithohypha guttulata is the source of this 732-nucleotide messenger RNA. RefSeq lists its product as uncharacterized. The transcript is spliced from 2 exons. The coding region runs from base 1 to 732 and encodes 243 amino acids. Lineage: Eukaryota; Fungi; Ascomycota; Eurotiomycetes; Chaetothyriales; Trichomeriaceae. The record is from RefSeq and is a predicted model, not a curated record.